Messenger RNA from Poeciliopsis prolifica (blackstripe livebearer), 3355 nucleotides. RefSeq names its product syntaxin binding protein 4 (gene stxbp4). Gene Ontology annotation, biological process: regulation of insulin secretion involved in cellular response to glucose stimulus; insulin receptor signaling pathway. Gene Ontology annotation, molecular function: syntaxin binding. NCBI's taxonomy places the organism in Eukaryota, Metazoa, Chordata, Actinopteri, Cyprinodontiformes, Poeciliidae. Bases 437 to 2551 code for a protein of 704 amino acids. The record is from RefSeq and is a predicted model, not a curated record. Gene Ontology annotation, cellular component: cytoplasmic vesicle. The transcript has 21 exons.
AGUGCGUAAUGUGUGGGAGACAAAAGAAAGCCCGGAGUUUUUGCCGCUGAGGCAAAAAAACACACGUUUAAGCUCCUCGCGCUCCUGCUGCUUUUCUGCUGCGCACCGCGUCCGCCGCACGCGGGGCGCGGCGCGUGCGCGGGCCGUAUAUGUGACGGGCGGGUAUCAGGGUGGAUUAGAGGGAAAGGUAAGCGCGUCUCUCUCUGUCGUGGCGGAUUUCCAUCCCUGUUCGCUCCGCUCAGCUCCGCUCGGCGCACCGACCCGAUUUGAACCGCCGCCGCCUCUCAUUCGUCUCCUCCUCUCAGCCUCACGCGCGCGUGUGUGUCUCUCCGUGUGUGAAGCAGAGCGUGUUGUGUAUUUACAUUUUUUUGUUUGUUUGUUUUUUUGUUUUUUAUGUGCGCGGACAUAUUUUCGGUCUCUCACACUCCGGCGUGCGAUGCCAUUCCUCCCGCAGGAACCUGAGCGCCUCGAUGGGUUGUCUCUACUUUACUGGACGAUCAUGGGCCCCCAUGGCAUCAACCGAGCUGUCCAGAGGCUGGAGUUCUCCGACUGCAAGAAAGGACUCGGAGUGAAAAUAAUCGGAGGCUACAGGGAGCUGACAGGCGAAGACUUCGGGAUCUACAUCAAGCGUGUGAUCGCUGGCGGCCUGGCUGCUCUGGACGGUCGGCUUAAGUCAGGUGACCUGAUUCUGGAUGUCAAUAACAUCAGCCUGAUUGGAGUGACCAAUGAGAGGGCGGUGGAGAUCCUGAGGAGCGCCUCGCUCUCCAAUCACAUGUCGCUGCUCGUCGCUAGGGAUGACGAAUCCAGGAGGGAGUUUGCUGAGCUGAUGGAGAAGUACGGCUCCAAUAACGUCACGGCGUCGGGAAGAAUCUCUCCAACGCAGCUAUCCAUGGGGAAGCUGACGGACACGGCGUCCUCCUCCUCUUCCUCCCGGUCGGAGAGCCCACAGCUGCUCAGUCCUAAAGAAGGAAUCACCGCCUACAGCCACGCUCCGCAUUACACCACCACCCCGGCCUACACCGUGCACACCCCGGCACUCGCCUUCAGUGACAGCGUCAUUCAGUUGAUAUGUGUCGCCAAGGGAACAGGCCUGGGACUCGUCGUCAAGGGAGGGGCCAACCGAGCUGAAGGACCAAUGGUGUUCAUUCAGGAAAUAGUGCCUGGAGGAGACUGCCAGAAGGACGGACGGUUGCAGGUGGGAGACCAGCUGGUGUCCAUCAACAAGGAGUCUCUGAUCGGAGUGACGAACGAGGAGGCCCGGAGCAUCCUGACGCGCACCAAACUCAGACCAGACCCCACGGUAGAGAUUGCUUUCAUCAGACGGAGGUCGUCGUCCAGCUCCAGCAGCGGCUCCCACAGCCCAGUCUGUCUGCAGGGGUGUGGCGCUGGAGCCGGACCCCAGACAAAGGCCCUCGGGUUGGGCUCCACGGCCUCGCAGCAAACCGUGGUGACCAAGAUCACUUCCAGCAGGAACCCGGCCUGUGACACGCUGCCGCCGGUCAACGUCACGCAGGUACGUGUCUCUCCAGGCAGAACGGAGCAGACGGGAAUCUCCUCAGUGCCGCAGAGCGACAGCAGCAACGACACAAACCCUGAUUCUGGGAGCAGUCAACCACCUCAGAGGAAAUGUUCACUCAGUUCCAGCUGUCGAUUCAAACUGGAACGACUGGAGCAGGCGCUGGAUCUAAUCGGUCUGAAACCCACAGAGGCUCAGCGGCAGGCUCUUCGGUCCAGACUACGAGCCGAUCCUUCUGGAACAGUGGCCUUCACAGACUUCGAGAGCCUGAUUCGGGAACUGUUCAAGCCUCAGCUGGAGGAACUGUUCGGCACCCAGUCCAGCUCCAGGUUCAUGUCAGACGACUUCUCCAGCCUGCUGGAGUCUCCCACCAACCCACCGCCGUCACUGUCAGACUCGGACGACCUGGAGGAGAUGGAGAAGUUGAGGAAGGAGCACAUUGAGGCUCUGAAGGAGAUCAAGACACUGCAGGAGCAGCUUGUCGAGUCUCAGAGAGUUCACCGUGAGCUGGAGGACGAGCUCAACAAGGUCAAGCAGGAAGCGAAAGUGGGAGCAGAGGAGAGUCGGACUCUGAGGACCCGGAUCCAGCUGGUCGAGGAGGCCCAGAAGCAGGCCAGAGGGAUGGAGAUGGACUACGAGGAGGUCAUCCACCUGCUGGAGGCUGAAAUCGCCGAGCUGAAGACUCAAAGGGUGGAGCAUCCACCAAUGAGCAAGAAGGAGGAAGCAGACGAGCUGAAGAAAAAGGUGGCUAUUCUGGAGUGUCAGCUACGAAAGAGUGAAACGGCCAAAAAGGGGUUUGAGAUGUCAACGGGAAAGCUACUGAGCUUUGUGGAGAACGUUCAGGACUUUUUGCUGGAAAGUCACGGACCCACAAAGAGCUACAGCUCGGGAGACGUCAAAGCCGGCUCGUCGUCCCACGGCGUCCCCCCUCGCUACAGGAAAAGCCCGUGGACCGCUGCCACGCUCGCCCAGGAGGCGAAAGAGCUCACGCGGUCCGUCAGAGCCAUCCUGGAGGUGGACUUGCUGACCUUCUAGAGGAGCACCUCCUGCAGGACACCGGACGUCGGCAGCCUCGUUCUCUCCUCGCUGCCGCUCCUCACCUUCUCGCCUCCUGCUACAGGAAUUCCAUGACACAUGCUAGUGUGCAGCUGCGUUUCUGCAUAUCAAGAUUUUAACCAACCAACCAACAAACAGAACAGAACAGAACAAAAAAAAAGCUGCGCAAGAACAUUCUUGCACCAAAAAAACAAAACACAAACAACCUGAUGGACAACAUGAAUGUUUCAAAGUUUGACCUGAUGAUCUGAUUUCAGUGGAGCUCCCGCAACGUUGGUGUGGUCCUCUAACUCUGACCCAUCUUCUCUUAUCGGUAAGCACCUUCACCAACCCGUAGAGAUCAGAAACCUCAGCAUCACAGUUUAAAAAAAAAAAAAAAAAACGGUUGACAUACUCCGUCCAGAACCCACACGCGUAGAAUCCGAGUCUCUGUAACUCUCUGUCACUGUUAAAAUGCUCAGAUGUUUAGCUUUGUAUCUUAGAGGCUGAACGCUCGUGUUAGUGCAGUAGAUUAGCCGAAGAAGACAAAGCAAUACGGUGAAGCGGCACACGAGGAGAAAGCCCAGCUCGCCUGAUAUACCCACGGACGCCAAGGAGGGAGGGAAGCCGUGACAGCGGGAACGCUUCCAUCCCGUCUGGAGUUGUCAGCUGUUUGCUCCUUUUCGGAGUGAAUCUUCAGAUUCAAGGACAAUGGACCAUGAGUUGUUCUUUGUAACCAGGAUCAGGAUCUUUGUAACCAGAGCUGCUUGCUCUGUUUGACCAGCUGGGCUGUGAUUGAUACAA